Molecule: messenger RNA, 579 nt
Organism: Paraglomus brasilianum
Lineage: Eukaryota; Fungi; Glomeromycota; Glomeromycetes; Paraglomerales; Paraglomeraceae
Source: the annotation of a GenBank genome assembly
AUGGCUACUGUUCGCCCACGCUGUACCAAAUUAAUGCCGCGAAAAAUACUGCCACAAGAAGUCUUCCCUGGCGAACGAGCGACUGAGAAACCAAAGCGUGAUCCUCCCACAAAGACACUCAUUAAAGAGUUAGUCCCAACCGAUUCGCGACAAAAGGCGACACACACAAAACUCGACAUUAUAGAUCUACGACCUUUAAUGCGUGGGUUCACCAUCGAAUGUAUAAUACUCGACGUACUGUUAUCACGCAACACAAAUUCGGGGAUGGUAUUCAGCUUUCUUGUAGCAGAUACAACGGCAGUAUGUACACUGGUUGUAUGGCAAUACGGAGAAUGUCUAAAUCCUGGUGACAUGUUACGGAUAACAAAUGGUGAGGUGAGGAUAUAUGAUGGAAAGAUGGAAAUUUGCGCAUCUAAACGAGACGGCACCAUUCGACGUUAUGAUGAAAAUGUAAUGAAAUUUGUCGAAACAGAAGAACCAAAUCUCUCAAAAUUUCUAUGGUGUGAAGCUCCGUCCAGUCCGUUAGACAUUGCUCUCAACUGGAAGAAAUUCAGCUUCCAUCCACAGCUAAAUCAAUAG